Molecule: messenger RNA, 1451 nt
Organism: Labeo rohita (rohu)
Lineage: Eukaryota; Metazoa; Chordata; Actinopteri; Cypriniformes; Cyprinidae
Gene: st6galnac1.2
Product: ST6 (alpha-N-acetyl-neuraminyl-2,3-beta-galactosyl-1,3)-N-acetylgalactosaminide alpha-2,6-sialyltransferase 1, tandem duplicate 2
Exons: 9
Coding region: 285-1349 (354 amino acids)
Molecular function (GO): sialyltransferase activity
Source: RefSeq, a predicted model, not a curated record
UCUCACAUUAUUUUCCUGAGACCUUUUUGUAUAAAUAUGCAAAUAUAAACGAGAUUUGUGAGAAUUAGGCAGUUUUUUAUAAUUAAACUGUGUAAGUUGUUGCGUGUGCGUCCAUAUCAGGGUGGACAGCGUAAUGUGCGUUAUUAUGUCCAAAUGUUCCCUAGGUAGGCAGCUCACUAGAGUCGUCGGUUAAUACAUCUAAUCAGGCUGUAAACUCACAGAGAGUCGAGGAGCCUGACCCAAACAACAGUUCUGCUGUGACUGACGAGGGGGCAAACACUACAAUGAGUCCUGAUCCUCUUGGGACUCAAUCAACCCCUUUACCAGUUAUGGACAAGCACAACUUUACUGCUCUGCCCCAGUGGAAAUUUGAUGAUAUGUAUCGAUUGGAUCCACAGUUUAAACAGAGUGAAUGCACAGCGUCUUUACGAAAUUCCACGAAUCCAGUGUUCAAGGAGAAGUUUAUUCCAAACAUUCAGCUGUUUUUACAAAGCGAUCAUCUCAACAUCAGUGAAUGGAACUGGCUUUAUCACUUCAACAACCCCUUUGGCUAUAUGGGACUCAAUUACACAGCCAUAAAAGCAGCUGUUGACACCAUCCCUAAACUUGCAUCUACCCAGUUACUACAAGCAUCCACAAGAGUGAAGGAUGGCUGCAUUCGCUGUGCUGUUGUUGGGACUAGCGGGAUUCUCAAUGGGUCCAGACUAGGAAAGGAAAUUGACUCUACUGAUUAUGUGUUCAGGGUGAAUGCAGCCAUUAUUGAAGGCCAUGAGGAGGAUGUUGGGAAAAGGACAUCCGUUUACGUGCACACAUCACAUUCUUUAAUCCAGUCCCUCACGUUACACAAAAAGAGAGGUUUUAAACAGAUUCCUACUGACAAGGACAUUAAAUAUGUUCUAAUCCCUGAGGGUCCAAGAGAUUAUAACUUUCUCGAGUCCCUUAUGAAGAACAGAAGAAUACCAUCAGGAGCAUAUCGUGGACAUACGCCAAGGAAAUAUUAUAGUGGACAUUUUAAUGAAAGUUCGUACUACAUCCUCCACCCAGACUUUCUCAGAUACGUGCGAAACAAUUUUCUUAGGUCAAAACAAUUAAAUACUAAAAGAUGGUGGCUGGUCAGACCCACUAAUGGUGCAUUUACUCUUCUGUUGGCUAUGCACACAUGUGACAUUGUGAGAGUAUAUGGUUUUAGCACGACUGACUACCAGAAAUAUUCUAACUACUACUACGACAGCAAACACACUAAACUAGUGUUUUAUGCCAAUCAUGAUUAUCGUUUGGAGAUGAAAACCUGGAAGAAAUUUCAUGAUGAAAAAGUUAUCUGGAUGUAUUUGGGAAAAUCUGAUAUGUAAGUGAAUUGAUCUAAUUAAUAUUAAUUAAAAUGACCUGAAUAAUUACUAGAGAGAAGUAAGUUAAACAGUGUCGUUGUGUUGUUUCACAAUGAAAAAAAAAGU